AUGGCCUCAGCUUCCUUGGAGAAUUCACCAAGAGGCUUCCUAACCCCUUCUACGGCGGCCUCUGAAGAUCAGAAGGAGAAGCUGGGAGAUCUCAAGGUAAAGUUGGGGGCUGCACGCUUCCUCUCAGCUGGUAAUUCGGUGUCCGCCACGCAAGGCACCUUACGGAUUAAUGGUUUUAAUGCCCGCCUGAACUUCAACAAGAUCAAAGUAAAAUCAAAAGGUGCAGCUGGAAUAAAGACCGAGCGCCGGGUGAAGAUGCCCUUCACCAAACAACUUGCCCAGAUAUCAAACCAGGCAGCCGCAGCCUACUCACCAGCAAACCAAGUGCUCCCUAGUGACUCCUCCACGGCAACAACCGAAGAGAGGCGGCAGCGGGUGCUAUCCAUCUUAAGACUUGUAUUGCCAGUUAUUCGCCGACGGCUCAUGAUGGCGCGCAUGGGUAACCAGGAGGAGGAUCAGCCACCCUCCCCAACGGGCAGCAGCGUCCAGCCCGAGGCCCCUGUGUCGUGCAGCGAGAACGAGGCAGAGAGUUGUGGACAUGCAAAUACACAAACGAACACUCAAGAGGGCCAAGUGCCAGAAAAUGGAGGAGCAGCUCCACAGGAUUAUGAGAUGCUUGCACGGGAGAACAUGCGUCUGAGGCGGAUGGUGAGAGUUCUGUCUCUUGCUGUGCGUGGUCUCAUCCGCCACUCCGUAAAGCUUCAAAGAAAAUUGGAUAGCUUUAAGGAGCAAGGUUAUAACAAUGCCGCCGUCAGAACUCCCGAAGAGGGCUCCUCAAAGGAGAAUGCCACCCCCCCCUACGAAGCCCCCUCCGUAGAGUCCCCAGAUAGCUUCAGAUCUAGGAGUGCCACUCUGAUCCAACAGUAUCCCCGGCCACCGUCCAUGGGCUCUCCUGUCAAUUAG
Cyclospora cayetanensis is the source of this 903-nucleotide messenger RNA. RefSeq lists its product as uncharacterized. The coding region runs from base 1 to 903 and encodes 300 amino acids. The transcript has a single exon. The record is from RefSeq and is a predicted model, not a curated record. NCBI's taxonomy places the organism in Eukaryota, Apicomplexa, Conoidasida, Eucoccidiorida, Eimeriidae.